AAGAGAGGUAUAUAAAAGGUUAGGGUUUGGGAUUUUUUGGGUGCCAUUGUUGUUGCUAUUUUCAUCCGCAGCUGCUUUUAUUCGCACCGCAAACAGUGAGCCAUGGCCGUCGGAAAGAACAAGCGCAUCUCCAAGGGGAAGAAGGGUGGCAAGAAGAAGGCAGCUGAUCCCUUUGCCAAGAAGGAUUGGUAUGACAUUAAGGCUCCUUCUGUUUUUCAAGUGAAAAAUGUUGGCAAAACCCUCGUCUCUCGUACUCAGGGUACCAAGAUUGCUUCUGAAGGACUCAAGCAUAGAGUGUUUGAGGUCUCCUUGGCUGAUCUUCAAGGGGAUGAGGAUCAUGCAUUCAAGAAGAUUAGGUUGAGAGCUGAAGAUGUGCAAGGGAAGAAUGUUCUGACAAAUUUCUGGGGAAUGGAUUUCACAACAGACAAGCUGAGGUCAUUGGUACGAAAAUGGCAAACUCUUAUUGAAGCCCAUGUGGAUGUGAAGACAACUGAUAAUUACACAUUGAGGAUGUUUUGCAUUGGAUUUACCAAGAGAAGAGCUAACCAGGUGAAGAGAACCUGUUAUGCACAAUCAAGCCAGAUUAGACAGAUUCGUAGGAAGAUGAGGGAGAUCAUGACCAACCAGGCAACAGCAUGUGAUUUGAAGGAGUUGGUCCGGAAGUUUAUUCCUGAGAUUAUUGGAAAAGAGAUCGAGAAGGCAACAUCUAGUAUUUACCCUCUGCAGAAUGUGUUUGUUCGUAAAGUCAAGAUCCUGAAAGCUCCUAAGUUUGAUCUUGGGAAACUGAUGGAGGUUCAUGGAGAUUACUCCGAGGAUGUUGGUGCAAAGGUAGACAGACCUGCUGAUGAAAUAGUGGCAGAGGAACCCACUGAAAUUGUUGGAGCUUGAUUUAGUGAUAAUGCAUAUUCAAAUUGUUCUAGGUUUUCUGUUUCUUAUGUUAUCAUUGAAAAUUUAAGUUACAAACUUACUGUUCUGUCAAAUGUUUCUGUGUAAGCUGAGUGACAGUUUUGUUUAGACAACGAGAAGACAUUUUUGGUGCGUAAUAUAUAUCUGGGUUUUGUUUAGAACCCAAAAUCAGAUUUGCUUGCUUAUAUCGAUAACAUUAUAUUGUUAUUAUGUAUUUUUUAUUACACUA
Molecule: messenger RNA, 1135 nt
Organism: Glycine soja
Lineage: Eukaryota; Viridiplantae; Streptophyta; Magnoliopsida; Fabales; Fabaceae
Product: 40S ribosomal protein S3a-like
Exons: 6
Coding region: 103-888 (261 amino acids)
Biological process (GO): translation
Cellular component (GO): ribosome; cytosol
Molecular function (GO): structural constituent of ribosome
Source: RefSeq, a predicted model, not a curated record